GUGUCUGGUACAAAAGAACUGAUGACUUCUAAAGUCACUAAUGCCAAAAAUGCAGUGACUCGCAAGUUGUCAGGGAUGGUCGGCAUGACCAAAGAUGUGGUUCAGAGUGGUGUGAAAACCACGGCCUCCCUUGUGAGCAGCAGCAUGACUGUGGUGAUGGGAACAAGAGUGGGAAAGAUGGCCAAGAACAGUGUGGAAACCGUGCUGGGCCGGUCCCAUGCAUUUAUAGAUCACUACCUUCUCAUCAGUGAUGAAGACCUGAAGCCUGUUAUUUACACUGCCUUCCUCCUUUCAGUGGAUCUGAAAACAUGUUCUCAAGAGACAGGGAUGGAUCCUGUGCAGGAAGUACAGACACAGAUCAAGUGCAAAGGCUAUUUGGCCUGCGUGCUUUCUCUCUUGAAUAAAUUCCAACGCUAUAUAUCCCAGCAAUCCUGGUGCCAUCUGAGGCAUGCUAAUGAGAGUCUCCAAAUAGUCCUUGAAAACACCUUUUCGGAUUGGAAAGGUUGGCUAAUAGCCUUGUACUACACCAUUACACUUCCCCUGAGGACUGUCUACCUGAUCCUCAUCUUUACUGUUGAAGAAUUUUCCGCCAAAUUUAACGAGAGCGUCCCCCAAGCUUGCUACAUCCUAGAAGACCUCAAGUUGGUCCUGUCUGCUCUCACUUGCCUUCAGGAACUCUGCUGGAAAAUCUUUGCCCGCGUCUGGGAAAAAAUGUCUGAGGAAGAAAACCUCAACACACUCUUGAACUAUAUCGUGCAAACGCUUCCCUUCUGUUUCUUUGCAAACCACUGCAAAUGUAGGACCGCCACCGAUUGCACCGCAAAAGCGUUAAAGGCCAUUCAGAGGGUGCAGGCCUCGAAGGACAGUCUUCUUGGACUGGAGGGAAGUGGAACCUCUUCCAUAGUUGCGGCCUCUUGAAAUCUGCAUCUGGUCACCCAUGGGGGGGAAAAAAGUGAGAUGCAAGGGUUUGGACAUAUGAAGGGGUUGUCUCUUAACCGAAAUCCCAAGGCAACUGCAAGCUUACAGUAAAAUAGGAAAUUGACUAUCUGA
Molecule: messenger RNA, 1050 nt
Organism: Pantherophis guttatus
Lineage: Eukaryota; Metazoa; Chordata; Lepidosauria; Squamata; Colubridae
Source: RefSeq, a predicted model, not a curated record